Molecule: messenger RNA, 996 nt
Organism: Ostreococcus tauri
Lineage: Eukaryota; Viridiplantae; Chlorophyta; Mamiellophyceae; Mamiellales; Bathycoccaceae
Product: Succinyl-CoA synthetase-like
Exons: 1
Coding region: 1-996 (331 amino acids)
Biological process (GO): tricarboxylic acid cycle
Cellular component (GO): mitochondrion; succinate-CoA ligase complex (ADP-forming)
Molecular function (GO): succinate-CoA ligase (GDP-forming) activity; succinate-CoA ligase (ADP-forming) activity
Source: RefSeq, a predicted model, not a curated record
AUGCGCGUCCUCGCCCUCGCGCGUCGCGCGCGCGAGAGCCAACGGGGCGUCGCGAACGCGCUGACGCGAUCGUCCAUCGCUCGGACGGCGGAUUAUUCCACCGCGCCCGCGGUUUUCGUCGAUGGAAACACGCGCGUGAUCGUGCAGGGAUUCACUGGAAAGAACGGAACGUUCCACAGCGAACAGGCGAUCGCGUACGGGACCAAGGUCGUGGGAGGCGUGACGCCGAAGAAGGGCGGGACGACCCACCUCGGGCUGCCGGUGUUCGACACCGUGCGAGAGGCGGUGGUGGAGACGAAGGCGAACGCGUCGGUGAUUUACGUCCCACCGCCGUUCGCGGCGAAGGCGAUCAUGGAGGCCGUCGAGGCCGAGAUCGAUCUCGUCGUGUGCAUCACGGAGGGCGUACCGCAACACGACAUGGUGCGCGUGAAGCGCGCGCUCAUGAGUCAAAGUAAGACGAGACUCAUCGGACCGAACUGCCCAGGGAUCAUCAAGCCCGGAGAGUGCAAGAUCGGCAUCAUGCCAGGGUACAUUCACAAGCCGGGACGCAUCGGCGUCGUCUCGCGUUCGGGGACGUUGACGUACGAGGCUGUUUAUCAGACAACUGUAACCGGCUUGGGGCAGUCGACGUGCGUCGGCAUCGGCGGAGAUCCUUUCAACGGCACCAACUUUGUAGAUUGUCUCGAAAAGUUCGUCAAAGAUCCACAAACCGAAGGAAUCAUCAUGAUCGGUGAGAUUGGAGGUACCGCCGAGGAAGAGGCUGCGGAAUUUAUCAGAGCGAGCGGAACCGAUAAGCCCAUCGUCUCGUUCAUCGCCGGCUUGACCGCUCCGCCUGGAAGACGCAUGGGACACGCUGGGGCCAUCAUCUCCGGCGGCAAGGGCGGCGCGAGCGAUAAAAUCGCCGCCCUCGAGGCUGCGGGCGUGCGCGUCGUAAAGUCUCCGGCGAAGAUGGGUCAGGCAAUGUAUGACAUGUUUGCCGAGCGGAAAAUGCUGUAG